CCAUCAACCUUUAUAAAGAACCCAAUCGACAUCACAAACUUAACCUUAUCAACUUUAAUCUCAGCAAGUUCACAUUUAGGUCACAACAAAUCUCUAAGCUCACCCAUAAGUUAUCCAUUGAUCUAUGGAACAAGAUCCAACAUUUCAAUCAUAGAUCUCCGACAAACCUUAAGUUAUUUACAUCGAGCAUGUAAUGUGAUACGAGAAACUGUAGAGAAAGAUGGAAUCGUUUUGUUUGGGACCGGAAUAGAUGGAACACAAGAUUCGAUCAAAUUAGCAAGUCAAAGGUUAGGAUCUAAUGGAUAUUCAUUAGGACAUAGACCGAAUCAUCAAAAUGGAAUUUGGAUAAGAGGUACAAUCACAAACUCAAUAGAAGUAUUAAAGAAACCAAAACAAGUAACCAAACAAACCAAACUCAAUCAAAUCUUAAACCAAUCACAACCAAACUCAAAAAAAAAUCAAUCACCACUAGAUAAUUUAGAAUCUUUAAAAUUCUUACCAUCUUUAAUCGUUAUCUUUUCACCACAUCAAUCUAAAGUUUUAUUAAGAGAAGCUUCUUUAAAACAAAUUCCAACGAUUGGAAUCAUCGAUUCAGAUUUAGAUCCUCGUUUAGUUACUUAUCCGAUUCCUGCUAAUGAUGAUUCGAUUAGAUCGAUCGAAUUAAUUGCUGGUGUGUUAUCUAAAGCUGGUCAAGAAGGUUUAAAAAGACGUCAAGAAAGGUAA
Messenger RNA from Melampsora larici-populina 98AG31, 723 nucleotides. RefSeq lists its product as uncharacterized. The annotation marks the transcript as partial. The record is from RefSeq and is a predicted model, not a curated record. NCBI's taxonomy places the organism in Eukaryota, Fungi, Basidiomycota, Pucciniomycetes, Pucciniales, Melampsoraceae. Gene Ontology annotation, biological process: translation. Gene Ontology annotation, molecular function: structural constituent of ribosome. The transcript has a single exon. Gene Ontology annotation, cellular component: mitochondrial small ribosomal subunit; ribosome.